This is a messenger RNA of Astyanax mexicanus (Mexican tetra), 2075 nucleotides long. It is a transcript of the gene ywhabl, whose product is annotated as tyrosine 3-monooxygenase/tryptophan 5-monooxygenase activation protein, beta polypeptide like. Gene Ontology annotation, cellular component: cytoplasm. NCBI's taxonomy places the organism in Eukaryota, Metazoa, Chordata, Actinopteri, Characiformes, Acestrorhamphidae. The transcript has 6 exons. Gene Ontology annotation, biological process: signal transduction. Bases 152 to 889 code for a protein of 245 amino acids. The record is from RefSeq and is a predicted model, not a curated record.
CAGCUCCUGGGGCCGGGCCGUGAUUGGAGGGAAACCCCGUGGACGAGCCCGACACUGCCCGAGAGAAUCAGCUGGGAGUCCGCGGUUAGCCUAGCUAGCUCCGAACGACAACCUCCGCUACCCCCGUCUACUCACUCAGCUCUGAGCAGCCAUGGACAAGAGUGAACUGGUGCAGAAAGCCAAGCUGGCCGAACAGGCAGAGCGCUACGAUGACAUGGCCGCUGCCAUGAAGGCCGUCACGGAGGGUGAUGUGGAGUUGUCCAAUGAGGAGCGUAACCUGCUCUCAGUGGCCUACAAGAAUGUGGUGGGUGCCCGCCGGUCCUCCUGGAGGGUGGUGUCCAGCAUCGAGCAGAAGACUGAGGGCAGCGACAAGAAGCAGCAGAUGGCCAAGGAGUACCGGGAAAAGAUCGAGAAAGAGCUGAAGGAGAUCUGCAAUGAUGUACUGGUUCUUCUGGACAAGUACCUGAUCCCAAAGGCCACUCCAGCCGAAAGCAAAGUCUUCUACCUGAAAAUGAAAGGAGAUUACUUCCGAUACUUAGCCGAAGUAGCCCUUGGAGACGACAAAAUCGCCAUUAUCCAGAACUCUCAAGAUGCCUACAAAGAUGCCUUUGAGAUCAGCAAGGCUGAGAUGCAGCCAACACACCCCAUCCGCCUCGGCUUGGCCCUCAACUUCUCCGUCUUCUACUACGAGAUCCUGAAUUCGCCCGAGCAGGCCUGCAAGCUAGCCAAAACGGCUUUUGAUGAGGCCAUUGCAGAACUCGAUACACUGAAUGAAGAAUCAUACAAAGACAGCACAUUGAUCAUGCAGCUCUUACGGGACAACUUGACACUGUGGACUUCAGACAACCAGGGAGAAGGAGAGGAAGCCGAGGAGGGCCGAGAAAACUGAGCUCCUCUCCCCCAUCUUCAUCCGUCCUUCCCCUGACGUCCGCCUUGCAUCGUCCCAGCUCACCAUCAACACAGAGACCACCUCAUCGUCCAGCUUCUGUCUCCUUUAUUUCUUAUUCUUCCUUCCUUCCUUUUUUUCCUUCUUCCUUUCUUUGUCAUUGUGGGUUUUUUUUCCUUUCCCAGGGACCUGUCUGUUGGAAGAUGGGGGGUGAGGGAGGAGGGUUAAAGAAGAGUGGGUUCUGUCGGAGGGGGGUGUGGUGGGGAGGGUGGGGGUUGGGGGUUUGGGUUUUGGGGUGGGAUCCAGUGGGAGGAGUUUGAGGCUUGUCUGCUGUUGACCAUGUUUUAUCUGCAGGAAAGCUCUAGGUUGUCUCAUUAGUGUGGCAAGUAUGCAGGUGAGGGCAAGUACGCGACUCCAAGCUACAAGUUCCGUCGAGUUCGAGUUUUUAAACAUUGGUUGUAUAAUCUGUAUGUAUAUUCUGUACUGUCCGUUGGUCGAGGAGUUUAAGCAUUUGCCGUAGUCGUUUUUAAGCACAUCUGCGAUUUGUAGUCGACGUUCUAAAUCGGCCCUCGUCUUCGAGAAGAGGAGGAGGGUUUAGCGGUGGUCUGUAGCUAGUAAAGAGACAACAGCUGCUUCACACAUCAGUUCAGUGGCCUGCUAGCAAGCACAUACUGUAACACAGUAGCGCUGGGCGAAGAAAAGGACACAUUCCAUUUACUGUCAUUAGUUUUUGGGUUUUUUUCUUUUCUUUUCUUAUUUUUCUCCAUAAUGUGGGUGACCUACAAAAUGAUUUUUUUUCCCUUAAUAUUCUUCAUCAUUUACGAGGUAUAGAGGACCCUGAAGAUUAAAGGGCACACAAGUUUCAUACUGUUACCAUGACUGCACAAAGCAGUACGACAGCAACUCCAUAUGUGCGGAUUCGGUUCCUUUUUUUUUUGUUUUUUUUUUUUUCAUCAAACUCUUAAUAAACUUUAUUUUAUUUUUUGGUUUAUAAUAUUUUGAUACUUACCUAAAUUGCAUGUGGCUAUAAAGUAGUUAAGGGGGAGGGGGGUGUUACUGUUGGGCUGGCUAGCUUUGUUUCAUGUCUUUGGAAUUUUCAUACAAAACACCAAGCAUAAAUGUUAUUUGGAGGGAAAUAUGUAAUUUCAUCUAAGUGGAAUAAUAAAAAAGUAAUAAUUUAACAUUUUAA